Messenger RNA from Pleuronectes platessa (European plaice), 7764 nucleotides. RefSeq names its product zinc finger, FYVE domain containing 16 (gene zfyve16). Lineage: Eukaryota; Metazoa; Chordata; Actinopteri; Pleuronectiformes; Pleuronectidae. Bases 363 to 4625 code for a protein of 1420 amino acids. The transcript is spliced from 18 exons. Gene Ontology annotation, molecular function: metal ion binding. Gene Ontology annotation, cellular component: early endosome membrane. The record is from RefSeq and is a predicted model, not a curated record. Gene Ontology annotation, biological process: endosomal transport.
ACCGGUGACCUCCCCCCGGCAGCAGCUUGCUCAAGAUGGCCGCCUGAGUGGAGGAAUCACUAGUCUCCAGCACAACUUAUCAAAACAGUGCUCGUUACACCAGGCAACUUCAGCUGUCCGCUCGGAGGAUGAGACGUCGACACCGGCCACGUUUGUUCCCAUUUUGAAACGGAGGACGAGCACGAGCGCUGUAGAAGCCAUGGAGUAAGACGCCGCUGGGUGAGGAAGUCAGACACAACCCGGGUUAACCCACUGCGAGCUAGCCUCCGUUAGCCAGCGUCCACUAGCAGCUAGCAGGCUAACCUGAGCUACACCUGCUGCAGGAGUUGAAGGGGAGUAAGGGCCCUUUGUUUUGGCGCAGCAUGGACAGCUUCUUCAAGGCAGCUGUAUGCGAUCUAGACAAGCUGCUUGAUGACUUUGAGCUCAAUACUGAGGAACUUGACUGCAAAUCCGUUUUCCUGAAGCCCUCUGCAUACCCCUUCUCCUCAUUGGGCUCUCAGUGUUUAUCCUUAGAGGCACCCACUGUCUCACCAAGCCUCCCUGACCUUAACUCUCUUCAUUAUGGUUCUGCCACCAGCUGUCCUGACCGCCCCAGCAGUCACAACUGCAGCACAGACGACAGAGAGGUCAAAGGUCAGCCUCUAACUGGAGUGGACCUUCUCUCCUCUGUGGAUCGUAGGCCAGCUAUAAGCUCUGCCCCUCCCUGCCCCGAUCGAGCUCUGAAGCCAGUGUGUGACCUUGUGAAUGACACAAGCUCGGCCAUACUGAUCAGGGCCAACAGUCAUGAUGCUUUCAGUGAACUGGACUUGGUGGAGAAGCAAAUGGAAGAGGAGGAAACACUGCUUGUUGACUUUGACAGUCCUGUGGUUAUGGAUCAGCAGGAGGGGGGGGUAAGCCAGAGUGUAUGCUGUGGGGUAACCAUGGAAGAGCGAGCCUCUGCAGGUAAAGACGAGCUGCUCAGUCUCGAUUUCCAUGAGCAGAGCGGUGCAUGCUCUGCCUCACUCAGUCUGCUGGACGUCAUUCUUCCUGCAGCAGUGGAGAGGUGCUGUGAGUCUACAGAUGAUUCACCAUCAUCAAGGACCAUUGAGUCAGCUGACAGAGAGGACAGUGAGUGUGAGGAUGAGGCUUCUAUAAACCAAGUGGUGGAUAACUCUUCGGACCACUGUGAACCUGAGGACUCCCUGCCUGCUUUUGAAGCCUCAGAUAAAGGUGAGGCAAGUCUAAAAUCUGGAGCAUCAGACAGUGAACCAGUAGGCUUAUCGUGCCUGCCCAUAGCUGUGUCCAUAUGUGGAGCUCUGGUGCAACCAAACACCACAGAAGAGUCAGGACAAGCAACAGAGCAGUGUGACGAGGCUGAUGUGUGUGAGAGCACAGAGGCAGACUUCCUGUCAGCACUACAGGCGGAGGAGGAUAGGCCCUGUUCAAAGGAACCUGUUUAUCGGUCCCAGCUGAUCACAGAGGGCAGGCUGUCACCAGAGGGGCAGCAUGUCCCUCUUGAACCUGCUGCUGUUCCCCUUCAUGCAGACCAUACUAGCUCUGAUCGCUCAGAACCCAGUCCAGUGGAUCCUGCUGAGUUUGGUUUCGAGUAUCUGCCUGAGAGUGACCAGGCUGAGCUGUUGGUUACUGAUGAAGAGUUGGAUGCAUUCCUGCAGGCACAUACGGAAGCAGAGCAGGCCCGAAGUGUCUCUUAUUGCAGCAGUUCUGGAGAUUGUAAGCAACCUGAAAGUCUGUCGCAACCAAAUGGAGCUCUAGACGGUAGGCUUCUCGAAGAGGAACUGAGAAGCUGUGGUCGAGCUAGACAGGACGAGCUAGAGGGUCUGGCUUCCCCAGAAAGUGACAGAAUAAUAUGUGUGUCUGUGGAGGGAAGUCUUAACCCUGGUGCUCCAUCACAAUCACAGGACUCUUGCAGACCUUGUCAAGAAGAGCCAGAACUUUCCUCUGGUAUGAGGAAUUCUUUGACCAGCAACACUUUCCAGUCACAGCAAAGUAGUAGCCCUGAUCAGCAGUCCUCCUAUGGAGGUGCAAGACCUAAACAGCUACACUGCCAAACUGUAAGACCUCCACCAGCAGGGGAAGAAGAAGAAGAAGAAGAAGAAGAAGAAGAAGGGAAGCAGCCUUCAACGUUUUCAAAAUGGCCAAAUGCAGUUGAGGAUGAAGAGAGUUCACCCAUAAGCCCUAACCCUACAGAAGAGCAAUCCAACAUUAGUGAUUUGAGUCCUAUAUAUGCCACUCAGGAGCACCAGGAUUACAGUGUGGGGUAUGAUGAACUGUCAGAGCCUCCGCCUUACCCAGGGGAGCCACCCACAGAUGGUCCCAGGGCAGCGAACUGGAAGAGAGAGGAACUGGAGGAGCUGGGGUGCAGGCAGCCUCCUUGGGUGCCAGACUCCGAAGCCCCCAACUGUAUGAACUGCUACCAGAGGUUCACGUUUACCAAGAGGAGACAUCACUGUCGAGCAUGUGGGAAGGUAUACUGUGCUGUGUGCUGCAACAGGAAGUGUAAACUGAGGUACCUGGAGAAAGAGGCUCGUGUGUGCGUCAUCUGCUUUGAUAACAUACACAAAGCCCAGGCCCUGGAGCGGAUGAUGAGUCCUACAGGUCCCAGUCCAAACCCCAACGUCCCAUCUGAGUACUGCAGCACCAUCCCCCCUUUGCAGCAGGCUCGUGCUGCUGGCACUCUAAACUCACCUCCACCCACUGUCAUGGUGCCUGUGUCCGUUCUCAAACAACCCAACAACGACAGUUGUCCUCGUGAGCAGAAGCGUGUGUGGUUUGCUGAUGGCAUUUUACCCAACGGAGAGGUGGCAGACACAACCAAGCUGUCGGUGACGAGCCGCAGGAGCUCCCAGGAGUUUGCUGGUGUCACCCCAGACCAGACGGCACCUGGGCCUGCAGGGUCAGAGGUGGGAGUCAGUGGCUCCUCCUCCCCGGAAGCUUCUGGAGCUGUAGAGGUGGUUAGACCUCCGCUGUCAGGACCCUGGGAUUAUGCCCUGCUUUCUGCAAUCGGUUCCUCAGUUCAGAGAGUCCCCAGUUUGCUGCCAGACAAUGAGGAUGAGCUCCCUCCUCUGCUCUUCACCACCGGCGAGGAUGACGGAGGAGAUGUUCUGGUUGAGGAAAAUCCCGCACCGUGCCAGAUUCUGCACUUAUUGGAGGAAGGCGGACCCCGACCUCUGACAUUUGUCCUGAACGCCAACCUGCUGGUCAAUGUGAAACUGGUUACAUAUUCCAGUUGUCAGUGCUGGUGUUUCGGCUCUAAUGGGCUGCAGUCUCUGGGACAGAAAGAGUUGGUGUUUUUGCUGGAGUGUUUGCCAGAGGAAAAAACUCUUCCAAAGGACCUCUUCACACUCUAUCUCACUAUUUACCAAGAUGCCCAAAAAGGGAAGUUUUUGGAGGAGCUUGACAAUGUGACGUUCACAAGCAGUUUCCUGGGCAGUAAAGAUCACGCCGGGAUGGUCUUCUUCUCUCACUCGUGUCAGCCUCUGGAUGGCCUCACUCUCCCCUCUCAGCCUUUCCUGUUUGGUCUGCUCAUCCAGAAAUUGGAGGUGCCCUGGGCCAAAGUCUUUCCACUCAGGCUUCUCCUGCGGCUUGGAGCUAAAUACAGUGUGUAUCCCACGACAUUGACCAGUGUUCGUUUUCGGGAAUCUGUGUAUCGAGAGACGGGACACACCAUUAUGAAUUUACUGGCUGACCUGAGAAACUACCAGUACAGUCUGUCAGUCGUGGAUGGCCUGAGGAUCCACAUGGAGAUGGGCCAUAGUUACAUCAACAUUCCCAAAUGUAGCUUCAAUGAGAUGCAGAAGGUGGUAAAUGCGUCUAAUGAGCACGUCAUCAGCAUUGGAGCAGGUUUCAGCACCGAGGCCGACUCUCACCUGGUGUGUAUCCAGAACGAGGAGGGGAACUAUCAGACCCAGGCUAACAGCAUGCCAGGGAAGACCCGCACAGUGACUGGUGCCAGCUUUGUGGUUUUCAAUGGAGCGCUGAAAGCCUCAUCAGGCUUCAUCGCAAAGUCCAGCAUUGUUGAAGAUGGGUUGAUGGUUCAAAUCCCUCCAGAGACAAUGGAGUCUCUGCGCUCUGCCCUGAGGGAGCAGACAGACUUUCAGAUACCCUGUGGCAGGAAUGACGGAGGGGAGGUCCGAGAGAACGUCACAGUCCGCUGGGUUGACUGGAGUUCACCUGUUAACACAGGUAAAACUAGUGGUGUUGAUGAGAGACCUCUGGGUGGAGUCCGCAGUGUGAGGAUGCAGCAGGACACAGAGUUUGAGUCAGACGGUCGCACCAUCAGAUGCACUGAGGUGUUCUACCAGCUGAAGACUCCUGACUGCAGCCUUUCGUCAGUGCUGUCGUCCUGCAGCGUGUUUCAGAAGGAGAUGGCUUUGGCCGCCUGCAGUGCUCUGACUCCUCACCUUGCUGUUCUCACCUCCAGUGGCAUCAACUCCAUUUCUCUCCGCAUCUCCACGCAGGCCGAUAUGGUGGAGUACCAGGCUGGCUCUGGAGGCAGGCUCCUCCCUCAGCGCUACAUGAACGAGCUGGACAGCGUUCUGAUCCCUGUCAUCCAUGGAGGUAGCGCUAGUGUGCCACAGACUGCCAUGGACAUGGAGUUCAUCUUCUACAUCACACACACAAUCUAAUGCACACACUGACAGUGUCCCACACAAAGUAUCAAAUAAAUCCACUUAACAGAAGGUGGUUGAGUAAGGAAAGAGAAGCUGCUUACUGUGGCACAACGUGCUAAUGCAACAGCUAACUGCGACUUGCAGCCAAUCACAGAGGACAUGAAGCCGCUGGCACAACAUUCCCGCUCUGAGGUUGGGCAUGUGUUUUGGAGGGAUGUAAACUGAUUUGAAAGUGGUGUAUGUUUGUGAAUGUCGUGCUCACCGAAGCUGCUUUAAUUCAAGAAGCCAAACACUAAACUAGAGAUGAGACAAAACGACCAAAUACAACCAACCUAUUCAAACCGCUUUCCUCAGAUCUGCCUUUCAGGCUCCACGCUGGUUUCCUUCAGCUCGGAGCACCUCAGUGAAUGUUUCCCACAGACACUCUUAUCGAAAUGUUUUAUUUUAUUUUAAUAUGGGCAUAUUGAAUGAAAUGGUGAUAUUAAAGUGAGGGAUAUUACUGACUGCAGUAUUCACUACUCCAUGUGAUCAGGUGCUACUCUAUAGCCACUUCACAUUUGUAGCUGUAGCCGUUCCAAAAGUAAAAAAAGUGCUGCACAGGGAUGAAAAGAAAUGUAACCUCUAAUAUGUCCUCUAAAACUCCUCUGCUGUCAUUUCAUAUGCUGGUUAAUAAUGAUAUUGCACAGAGCUUUUUAUGUUCUUUUCCAAACUUCUAACUUUUUACUGUGAGGUGUUGCCAUCAGUCUCCAGAUACGAUCAAUCCCUCCUGUUCACGAGGAGGGGCCCCUUCCUAAUGUUAUUGCAAUAUGCUGCAUGAAAACAAUGCAGGAGGACGUGUUGGUUUGGACGUGUCCUUUGACGUGCCGGCUCAACAUGAUCUCCAAGUUGAACUUUUUUGCUGAACGACCCUGUUUGUUUAUUCCUUUUUGGGCAGCGUUGUGGGCGAGUUUCUCUCACAAACAUAUCACCCAAAAGUAAAAUAGAAAUAUUUCGGGGUUGAAAGUUGUGCUGUCAGAAAUGACAUAAACAAAUACACGGCUGCAUUAGCAGCAACACUAAGAAAAUGUAAGUAGACUCCAAAUUCAUUCGUAUUAAGGCGUCUCAACACAAACUGUAUUUCAAUUUAAUUUGUGUAAUGCCAAAUCCUAACAUAUACUAUCUCGAUGCACUUUAUUGCAAAGUAUGGUCUAAGACCUUUAGAAACCCAACAGUUCCCACAACGAGAACUGUGGAGAGAAAAAAAUCCCUUUUAUUUACUGGAAGAAACCUCCAUGUGUGGCCAUCUGCCUCGACUGGUCAGGGCAAGCAGAAAAAUGGGGCAGAGAGGAGAGGUGGGUGUAAGAAAGGAGAGAGGGAGGAAAGGGGGCGAGAGGAGACGGAGACCAGGAACAGUUGUGUAACCAUCAUGUUUCAGUGCUGACAGACUAGUGGUUAUUAUGAAAAUAUUAAGAGUGAUAUGUAAACAUUUAAAGAUGUUAUUAAUGACGGCAACAAUUCAUAUAGCAAUUAUAAUAGUUUGCUGAGUGAGAGAUACCUGCAAAAAGAGAGAGAGAUGGGAGCUAACAAAUUAAAAGUUAGUCACAUGCAUUAAAAUGCAUGGGGGGGGGGGGUUGGGUUAGUGAAGAGCAUUGUAUUGUUUUUGUAUUUUAAAUGAAUUCAGUGCAUCGCCUGAGCAGCUCUGAGCCCUUUUUAGAUCCAUUGGAGCAGGAGAAGGUUUUUCAGUUACCGGCUGUUGCCAUAGUUGUGAUUAGGUUUUCAAGCGGGUACUCCUUUCUUCACCAAUUUCUCGUCUCUCCCUCAAAAUGUAGAGCUUGCUCAGAACCGCCAAUUUCCUCAUACAAGUGCUAUGGUUACAGGAGGGUCAUGUGGUUAAUGAAUACUCUUUAAAAAUUCAGAAGAUAAGAGCGCAGAGAACGUCACAUCUCUGUUAAAACAUACAGAGCCAGAUUAGUUUGAAGAAGCUUUGUCCACAUUGCCCAAGGUGAGGUUCUCGGUUUUCACAUGUCUCACCAGUCAGCUCUCUCCCAAUACGUGUAUAAGAUAUAUUGUAUGCAUAGAGAUUGUAUCUUUUUUCUUUUUCUUUUCUAUAUCAAAGACUUAUUUUUGGAAUCAUUGGUAUAAAAGUUUUAAAAAAGACUAGAAGAAUAUUUUUGAUAGGUUGUAGGCCAAAUUAAUUUUGCAGUUUGUGUAGCAAUGAGAGAAAAAAAGACUCCCUGGAAUGUUAAACAAAUCAUAUAUAGUGUUUUGGCUUAAGGUGGAAAAUAUAAAUUCCCAUAAUGCAAUGCAGGUAGCUUGAGUUUGAGACAAAUGUGGAGGUAAAGACACAAAAGGGGCUUUGAUCUGUUCUACAACUCUUUUAUUUUUUACAAUAUGUAGCCAGCACAUACAUGCUCAUUAAAACAUGAUUCAGCAUAUUCGUUUCAUGACACAAGUGAAUGUGAAACAUGUAUCCCAGGAGGAGUUGUCUUUCUGAUUCGUAAACCUCCACGUUAAGUUAAAAGAUGACAGGUCCAUCUGGUCAACAGGGACAGCUGUCAUGUAUCGUCCUCCGUUAGCAGUAUGUUUGGACAGAGCAGGAUAAAGUUCAACGCAAGUUCAACGAUUUUUUUCUUUUUUCAAAUCAUCAGGAAAUUUAAAAGUGUGACAUACAUGUUCGAAUUUCUCAUCCACGUGGCAGCGGUGGGUUGAUGCUUCACAAAAAGUUUAAUUCUGGGAAAGUCAACCGGUUUCACUUUCUGUGCAAAUGAGCUGAAAACUGAGCGGAUGGUUUGUGGACAGCGGAUUGAUCUCGACAAAGUACAAACCACUUUGUUGUCAUCAGUUGAACUUUGGAGCUUUGGAAACAGGAUGAUUCAUUUUUAGAAAAUCCUUCCCGAGGUUUGAUUUUUUUUUUUUUUUUUUUCAUUCUGGAUCAGGGCAGUAAUAUUUUGGAAGGUUAAUGAUUAUUAUUCUUUCUCUGAAAACUAAAAACGACUCUACACUUUGUCAAAAUAAGAAGUACUUUUAUGCAUUAUGAUUGUUUCUAAAGUGUUAUGUGUAAAUCAUCUAUUUAUUCAUAAGCACCAGCUUUAUUUUUGGUGAACCUGGUAUCUGGGUUCUAAUCAGUUUCUGAAGAGCUUGUGUAUUUAAAGAAUAAACUAAGUUUUAUCAAAAA